Paramecium octaurelia is the source of this 435-nucleotide messenger RNA. The record is from the annotation of a GenBank genome assembly. Lineage: Eukaryota; Ciliophora; Oligohymenophorea; Peniculida; Parameciidae.
AUGAAUAAGCUUAAACCUAUAUUUUCUUUUUCAAUUUUUUAGGCAUAUUUUGAAAAUUUAGAGUGGAGAAUUAUAGGAAUAAUUUACAUUAUCAAAGAAGAUAUUACUUAAAGUGCAAAGACGAAUAUGAAAAAUAAUCCCCAAAAAUCCUGUAAACAUAUUUAACAUCAAACUAUUUUAGAAACAUAAAAAUAACAGACUAUUAUUGAAAAUUAACAUUAGAUUUAAGAUGUGAGACUUUAAAUUAACUUCUUAAAUACACUUUUGAUAUUAACUUUAGAAAGGGCUAUAAAAAUUGAUAAUUGUAAGGAUUAAAGAUUUCUUUAGCAAAUCUUGAUAGUCUGGGACCAUAAAUUUUUAAUGAUUUAAUAUUAUACGAACUUUUUCAUUUUUCAAUUGUAUAAUCUCAAUUUUAUAUCGAGCUUAUUUUAGUGA